This is a messenger RNA of Capsicum annuum, 823 nucleotides long. RefSeq names its product embryo-specific protein ATS3A. The transcript has a single exon. The record is from RefSeq and is a predicted model, not a curated record. Bases 121 to 672 code for a protein of 183 amino acids. NCBI's taxonomy places the organism in Eukaryota, Viridiplantae, Streptophyta, Magnoliopsida, Solanales, Solanaceae. Gene Ontology annotation, molecular function: protein binding.
UUUCUUAGUAGCCACGUUGUGCAGAAAUGUCUGAGUCAUACCUACCCGUACCCGGUGCGUGAAUUUUUUUAAUUAAAAAAUGUGGCUGGUGGUGACUAACGAGGCUAUUAGAAUUCAACAAUGUAUACACCAAUAAUCAAACACUUACAAAAUUCAGAUAUUAUUGAUAUGAUGAAAAUGGGUGGUCAGUACCUUGUGCUCCUAUUCCUCAGCAGCUUAACUGCUUUCAUCUUCAGUUCCUCCCAAGCUAGAUCAAUUACUACUUCAACUAAACCACAAAUAAUUCUCAUCGAAACGAAUCGGCACGCUACUGCUGCUCGAAGCUGUUCAUACACAUUGACAAUCAAAACAAGCUGUUCUUCAUCUAGAUACACAAGAGACAGAAUCAGUAUUGCUUUUGGAGAUGCUUACGGAUUUGAGGUCUACGCGCCGAGCCUAGAUGAUCCAUCUGCCAGGACAUUCGAGAGAUGCUCUACGGAUACUUUCAGGAUCCGUGGCCCCUGUAUGUAUGAGAUCUGUUAUCUUAACUUGAGGAGAGUUGGAUCGGAUGGUUGGAAACCUGAGAGCGUCAAGGUGUACGGUCCAGAUCGUCCUGUUAUUACUUUCAAGUUUAAUAGGUUUCUGCCUAAUGGAGUCUGGUUUGGAUUUAACCACUGUCGUAAAAUCAUGUAGUUGAUUUGCCUCUGCUGGCUGCUAUGUUGGGGUGUGGUAUUCCACUGUCUAUGAAGAUUUGUGCGUAUUUUAAAAUAUUUAAUUUCUGUUUUGACAGCUUAAUUUAUCACCAAAUAAAGUUUUUUUAAGCUACUCAGGUAGCCAAAUAUUA